This is a messenger RNA of Glossina fuscipes, 996 nucleotides long. RefSeq names its product zinc metalloproteinase nas-14. Gene Ontology annotation, biological process: proteolysis. Lineage: Eukaryota; Metazoa; Arthropoda; Insecta; Diptera; Glossinidae. Bases 43 to 978 code for a protein of 311 amino acids. The record is from RefSeq and is a predicted model, not a curated record. Gene Ontology annotation, molecular function: metalloendopeptidase activity; zinc ion binding. The transcript is spliced from 5 exons.
UUUUAAUUUGUUGUUUUUUAAAGGCGUUAAAAAGUGAAAUUAAUGCAAAAUUUAAAUUACUCGUUUAUUUUUUUAUUGUUUUGCGAGCAAAUAGCUUGUUGCAUAAAUGCAAUCAAUAAAUGGGAUCCGGUGAAACCCCCCAAAGCUCGUUGGGGACCCAAUAUGCAAAUGCUACGAUUACACAACACCCCAGCAUUCGAUUAUUGGUCAGAGAAUCACGAAGAAAAUAUCUGGGAACUAAGUGGUUUAUUUGAGGGUGAUAUUAUGUUACAUCGCGACUACUUGCGUAAUGGUCUACUUAAUGAAAAAUCGACUUGGCCCGAUGCCACGGUACCAUUUUAUAUUGAUAGCCAUGAUUUCAAUGAAGCACAAAUCAUGCUAUUACUCAAAGCUUUCAAAGAAUAUCAUGAAAAAACUUGUAUUCGUUUUCGACCAUAUGAGAAGGGUGACAAAAACUGGAUAGUACUCAAAGGUAAUUAUUCCGGCUGCUGGUCCAGUGUUGGACGUCGCCUAGGCGGACAGGUCUUAAAUCUAAAUGCACCGAAGUGUGUAACGCAUGGUGUGAUAGUACAUGAACUUCUACAUGCUUUGGGUUUCUACCAUCAGCAGUCGGCAACAGAACGAGAUGAUUAUAUUAAAGUUAAUUGGGAGAAUAUUAUACCGGGUCACGAGCACAAUUUCAACAAAUAUGCUCGUACCCAUGUCAGCAAUUUCGGUGUGGAAUAUGACUAUCAAAGUGUUAUGCACUAUAGUUCAAAAGCUUUUACAAAGAACGGUGAAAACACUAUAGAACCAUUGGAUCCGAAUGCUUCUUUUGGACAACGCAAAGGUCUAUCCCAAAAGGAUAUAGCAAAAUUGAAUAAAAUGUACGAAGAGGAUUGCAAUGAUCUUGACGCGCUUAGCUUUAAUAGCUUACCCAAUUAUUUAAAUGAUAUAAUUGAUUAUUUUCAAGGUACACUUAAUAGCUAUUUUCGGUAAAAAAGAGAAUAAAAAUAA